GACAGGACAGGACAGGACAGGACAGGGCGGGCGGAGGUGGAAGCCCGCAGCCCGCGGCAGUGCUGGCGGGGUGGGUGCGGUCCGGUCCGUCCAGCUCCUUCCCUCCUCCCGUCCGCGCUUCGACUCCUUCAGGGAGCCGCUGCAGGAGCUCGGUGCGGGGGCUGGUCUCCUGUCUGUGCAAGUAACAAGGCCCAUUUGUCACUAGAGCACCUGUCUGUGGGUCACGGCUGAAGAGAUACUGGUGCUGUCCUCGUCCAUGUCGAGCUGAAUAGCCAAAGCAAAAUGUUACUGGAGAUAUGAGUUGUAGGAGUUCUUCAAAAAUCCCCUGCUUGGUUUCCAUUCCUUCAGAAGAGAUUUGAAUGCAAUUCAUCCAGCCUUGCUGCUGCACAAGACUCAGUUAAGUGGAUUGUCAAGUUGUCUUGGAAAAAAACCCACAAUAACUCAUCAGAAGAUGUUUCACGUUUUUCAAUAUCAGCCUUUAAGACUAAUAACCCAAAACAAUCUUUCUAGCAUUUGUUUAAAACUCAUGCUUUCAAGACCUGUUGCGUUUGCACAGAUAAUGAAGUCAUGGUUCUCAAGUCAUUCUCUUCUUGGAAAGAAAAAUAUUAUCCUGAUGGGACCUCCAGGUGCUGGUAAAACAACAACUGGGAGAAUAGUGGGCCAGAAACUGGAUUGCCCUGUUAUAGACAUAGAUGAUGAUGUCCUUGAAACAACCUGGAAUAUGAGCGUGUCAGAAAAACUGCAGGACGUUGGUUAUGAGGAAUUUCUAGAGGAGGAAGGAAAAGCCUUGUUGAAGUUCUCAGCAUCUGGAAGUGUAAUUUCCCUUAGUGGAUCCAAUCCAAUGCAUGCUGCUGGCAUGCAGCACAUAAAGAAAAAUGGAAUAGUUGUAUAUCUGGAUGUGCCCACAACGGUCAUUAUGAGCAGGCUGAAAUCAAAGCAAAUGGAUCGCAUCGUGGGCCUGUCUCCUGGUAUUUCUCUCAAAGACGUACUUCAGUUUAGGAAGCAGUUCUACAAAAGGUGGUUUGACAUCCGUGUUCUUUGUGGCGGGGAUGUUGCAGCAGAGGUUGUAGCAGAAAAGGUACUUGAUGCUGUGAAGAGAUACCAAGACUCAGAACUGGAAACUUUCAUUUCAACAAGGUCUAGUAGGACUGGAAGGAGUGCGGAAGAAGACUCUAAUAAAUUAUAUUUCAGUGAUGUUAUUAUUCAAGGCUUAGCCCUUGAUGGGGGACUCUUUGUUCCUGAGAAAGGACUUCCAAAAUUCACCGUUGAAGAAUGGCGAGGUCUGAUAGAAGCAACUUACGUUGAAAGAGCCCAGGUGAUACUAGAAAGAUGCAUACAUCCUGCUGAUAUUCCUGCUUCUAAGCUGGCAGAAAUUAUUGAAACUGCUUAUGGAGAAAACUUUAGUUGUUCUAAAGUUGCCCCAGUUAGGCAUCUGGCAGGCAAUCAGUUCCUUCUUGAGUUAUUUCAUGGACCAACAGCAUCAUUUAAAGAUUUUGCAUUGCAGUUGGUGCCACAUUUAUUUGCCUACUGCAUUCCCAGAAGCUGCAAUUACUUGAUUCUGGUAGCUACUUCUGGGGACACAGGGAGUGCUGUUCUAGAUGGCUUUAGUCGUCUCCAUGACACUGACAAACAGAGAAUUGCCCUGGUGAAUUUUUUUCCUGAGGAUGGAGUAAGCCCAAUUCAAAAAUCCCAAAUGAUUGGCUGUCAGAAGGAAAAUGCUUGGUCAGUGGGUGUCAAAUCAGAUUUUGAUUUUUGCCAGACAGCUAUAAAGCAAAUCUUUACUAAUUCUGAUUUUACUGGCUUUCUUACAGUAGAAUAUGGAACAGCUUUAUCUGCAGCAAACUCCAUAAACUGGGCACGACUGCUUCCUCAGAUAGUUUAUCAUGCCUCUGCAUACCUUGAUCUCGUUCAUCAAGGUAUUAUUUCUUUUGGAAGCCCUGUAGAUAUUUGCAUUCCUACGGGAAACUUUGGCAACAUGUUAGCUGCUUUCUAUGCUAAAAUGAUGGGAAUUCCUAUUAGAAAAUGUAUUUGUGCUUCCAAUGAAAACAAUGUUUUGACUGAAUUUAUAAGAACAGGUGUUUAUGAUUUGAGGGGAAGAAAAUUAAUUUCCAGUUUUUCACCAGCAGUAGAUAUUUUGAAGUCCUCCAAUCUUGAGCGAUACUUACACCUGAUUGCUAACAAAGAUGGACAACUGGUGACACAAUUAUUUAAUCAGCUGGAAAAUCAGGGCCACUUCCAGCUGCAGAAAGAUCUACUUGGAAAGCUUCAGCAGGACUUAGUGGCUGGCUGGUGCUCUGAUGAGGACUGUCUGGCUGCCAUUCACUCUGUGUACAGUACUACAGGAUAUAUUUUGGAUACACACACAGCUGUUGCUAAAGUAGUUGCAGAUCGAUUACAAGAUAGAACUUGCCCAAUUAUUAUUUCAUCUACAGCUCAUUAUUCUAAGUUUGCACCUGCUAUCUUGAGGGCCUUGAGGAUUGAAGAAAUAAAUCAGAAUCCAUUAAGUCAGCUUCACUUGCUAAGUUCUUACAGUGCACUGCCUCCAAUCCACUGGGGCCUAUUGGAGACCCUGAAAAAGACAGGAAAUGGGGAUCACCAGGUCUGUGCUGCUGAUGUGAGUGUGCUGAUGUCCCAUAUAGAAACCUUAAUUCAAAAUCAUUUUAUGAAAGUUUUUUGAGCAACUGAUCCAAUGUCUACAAUUGCAAUACCUUCUUAACAAGCUGCAUGCUUUAUGAAAGCUAUCAUUCAUCUGGCCUGUAUCCAGUCCGCAGCAUCUCUCACAAUUUUAUAUUCAGUUGUCAAGCUUUCAACAGUAUUUGUAAGUAACAUGUGUGAGAUUUCUAGUGGCAGUGAAAGGUUGUGAAUCAAGCGUGUAAAAAACUGGAAUACCACUUUGCAAAUCAUACACAGUAGAGAUGCCAGCACUGCUGGUUCUCCUUGGCAGUGCUGUCUCCUUCACAAGCCUGAAGCAUCCUCAAUGGAAGGAGACAGAUAAUGAAGUCUGACCUUUCUGGAACUAAUAGCUCUGGUUUUGUUGUGACAAUGAUGUGAACCUUUGGUCAGUGGAUGUUUAAUUAAACUUUAACUCAUUUCACUUAGGGCACUGAAACAUAAUAAUAUAAUGGUGUUCAUGUGUUACUAAUGAGGGUUGAUUUUACUACAAAGAUAAAAUAUCCUUGUAUUGUAAAUCCUUGAACCAUUGAAUUUUGUGAUAUAUUACCUUCUUGUAUAAUGUUUUUUAUAUAUUGUGUUGCCAGUGUGUAAAUAUAAAAAUCUGGUCUUUUAGUUUUUAACACCUUUUUUCACAAAUAUUUUCCUGUGUCAAAUAGAAUACCUAAUUCAAUAUUUUUAAUAUAUUUGAGGUGUUGCUCUUCCUCCAAUGUCUUGUAGUCUCUUUCCUAGUUUCCUUUCAACUUUAAAAUGCUUUUUUAGUACUAUAGAAGAAUCUGAUAGUGGUAACAGCUGUCUUCUUAAAUAAGAAACAGACUUCACCAUUUAUUUAGAUAUAUUUUUUGUAUUAUGUUUUAUCUUUGAGAUCAUAUAGCUUUUCUUGUUCUAAUUAAUUAUGUUUUCAUAUUUUUCUUAAGUUAAUUUCCUUGAUGUUCUAUUCUAUUCAAGCUUUGCAUGAAUUAAUGUAAGAAAGAAGCUUCCCAAAUUGCUUGGCAUCUCAUCAAGGAAAGUGAAGGAUGAAUUCCAGUCUGAUAGCAUCAGAAGUGUUCAUUAUGUAACCCAAAAUACAUCUGUGUGGUUUUGCUAAUGACAGGCACUUUGCUGGGUUUUUUUUCUGAAGAAAAAUUAGACUGGAUUGUCCUAGGAGAUCAUGUGGUUAUGGACAAAUGUAUUCUGUUAAUUGAAGAUUAUAUUUCACAAGGACAUAAACAACAUUUCAUACUAUGAGAAAUUGUAAAAUGAUGUAUUGAAAGGUUUGAGUGGCAUGCAGUUAAAGGGCUAAGAGUCUUCAGAUGCAAGGACAUGUAGCUAUGGGAAGUUGUGUUUCCCACUAAGAUUCAAAUGAUCUGGUAAUUGAUAACAUUUUUUUGCCUCUUCAAUAGACAACAUUUCCUACAUGUCAAGAUUCACUUGAGGCUUUGAGCUGUUGUCGUACCCAACAGCUUCCUCUGUGUGCCUGCUUGUACUUUUUGCCACACUAGAAGUGAACAAGACACCAUCUAGCAAACUGUUUUAAAGAAUUGUAAUUUCUUCCAGCGGAAGGUAAAAGUCCCCAGCAUGAUGUGCCUUUGCCACAGGGAAAAUGUAUACAGUAUCAUUAAAUGUAGCUGAGAACAUGGGUGUGACACAGUAGCUUUAUAGAUUCCUCCGUUCUUAGAUACUUUUUUGGGAUCUUUUUAGUUCUUGGCUCAAGUCUUAUUCACUAUUUCUGCAGUAACUUUGAAAAAUAACUUUUUGUUUUUAUGGAAUUGUGAACAGACCAAGUUGGAAGUGGCCUGAAAACAUCAUCUGGGCCAAAUUUUUGUGACAAAGGGAGCCUAGAUGAGAUUAUCUGGCAUCCUCUCUGGUUAUGUCUUAAAAACUUCCAGUAAUGGAGACCUUUUCACAUCCCUGGGGAUAUUGUUCCAGUGAUUGAGUGUUCUCACUCUAAAAAUUUCUUUUGUAUAUCAAAAUGAACCUUCUCCAGGUGCAACCUUCUCUUCCCCCUUGUCAUCUCCAUGUGGCUCCUUGUGAAGAGAGAGCCUCCAAUCUCUUCCUAACCACCACUGAACUAUUGGACAGCUGUGCUGAAGCGCCCACUGAACCUCCUGUAGUCUGAAAAGAUCUGACUCAUUCAAUGUCCUCAUGGAGCAGGGGAAUUUUCAUCAUUUUCCAAAUACAACCUGGAAAAGACCAUGAUUAUGUAAUUUUUAAAAAAUCCAAGUCCUGUAAGAAAAAGUUACAUAAGCAUAUUGCUGAGAAAGGAGCACUGCUUGUAGCAGUGAUAAAUGAGCAUCCACCUUGUAUUUCUGUAUGUUUCAAGCUGAUUCUUACAGUAAUUCUAAGUGGAAAAAAUUUAAUGCUUUCUCUGGACAUGCUCAGUACAAAAGCAGAAUUCUAAACCUUGAAAAUAAAAACCCCAAACCAAACAAACCCAACUGCCUGGAUUGAAUUACUGGGACAGGACUUGGUUUCAGCAUAAGGACUCGGUGGGGAUCCUGCAGUACUCAGUUCCAUGGUGCUUAAUGCCAUUAAAAUCACAGGGCUGUUUGUCACAAACUGUUACAAUACUUUAUAGAAACAUCUUCAAAGAGCUUGUUUUUGUAGAAAGUACCUGAAAGGGAAGAGCUGAGAUUCUAAACAAGAUAAGACUAGAAGCCAACAUCCUGCCCUGAGAUAACUCAGUGUUAGAUAACUUGGUCAGAACUAAACUAGCACAGGAUUUAUUUUGGCAUGACUAAAUUAUUUUAAGGCUCGUGGCAGUAACCCAAGCAUGGUUUGAAUUUCUGGUUGCUGCUUUCCUAUCACAUGAGCCAUUAUAGCAGUCAAUAUAAACUAAAUAAGUAAAAAAAAUGAGCACUUGUACUUAGGUAUGGGCUGUCAGUGGGGAUGGUGUCUAAGGGCAGGGGUUAAUGAGCACUAGAAUAUUAAUACAUUUCUCAGAAUGUCUAAAGGCUUUUACAAUAUAGUAUUUACUAAUUUUAAAAAUAAUUAAUUUUGGACUUUCAUUUACUUCAGUCAAUUAUUUUCCGGCACUACAUCUGCUUGUGGAUCCUAGUAAUGAAUAUUAUAAAAUGCUGCAGUAGUGUUGUGAUCCUGAAUGUACACAGUAUUUGUGAACUGGUGCUAAUGCUGUGUUCUGGAAGCUGUAGUGUCAAAUCUUCCGUCCUGCAGGGCCUUUAGCAAUAGAAGGGAAAAAUAUUUCCAGCAUGUUCAGAAUAGCUGGCUGUGGGUACAUAGGAUAGUGAGGGAAGCAAUCCUCCUUUCUUCCUAGCCUAGUUUUUCUUAGUGUCAGCAAUAUACUGUGGUUCAGCAAAUCUUGUGCUAUGUUAUGAUCCUUUUUUUCCCAAUAUCAGUAUUAUGAAAAAUUCAAAAGGCAUUAAAGACUGGGCAUAAGUGCCCCUUCUUUUGUCUUGUUUGUUCAGCAUGCAGACACUGUGCACCCUGAAUGCUGUCAUACAUUAUUUCCUAUUAACUUCUUAAGGCAAAGUAGUGUGCCAAUGGUACAGAAAAGCAAAUCUGUAUUGUGCUGGUUAGUAAGAUUCUUUAAGCCAUUUAGGUUUGCUGUAUACACAGUUUGCUCCUAUUUGUCUAGCAGGAUACUGCAGUAUCAAUCAAUAAAAUCCACAUUGACAGAGAGUGUGAGCGUGCAGAGCUACACAUUUCCACUUGCUGUGUUGACCCAGAGUAAUAGCAUUGCUUUAGUUAAGCUGUUAUUCCUCUGUAUAGAUAAAUCUUUGCUGAACACUUUCUACUAUAUGAAAAACCUCAGGGACAAAUUUAACAAAUGUAAGGAGAAAUACAACGUGUAUAUUUACACUUUUCAUUAUAAGAAUAUUUAUGUGGAAAAUACUUUGUUUUGUUUACAGAUGUACCAGGUGCUCAUUACUUGCCUUUAGUCACAGCCCUUCUUCUCAAGUAGAAGACAUGAGGUAAAGGAUAAAUAGAACAUCAGAAAAUAAUUCUGUUUUUUUGGUAUUUGAUGAGAUAAAAAUAAUUGCUAUUUACAGUUUUGAGGUGAUGAAAUAUUUUAUCUGAUGGAACUCUACAGGGAAGAUUCUUGUUGUUCAAAAGGUCAGCUUUGCUUUCAAGGACAUCAAGAACAGAUAUUGCUGUUAAGCAUAUUUUAUCUGGCAUACCUGAAAUACACAUUAUUCAUUUGUAUCCACUGUAUUUUUUCCUAAAUAAACACUGCGGGAUUUAUAUAGCACUAUAGCUUUUCUUUGCAAAUAUGUUUGUAAAUUCUUACCAAUCUGCUAUAAAGAAAAUCCACUAAAAGAAUGGUUUCAGAGUCAGUUAAGAUAUUCUUAAGUCUUGAAAGAUGUGUUCCAUCCUGUAUUUCCUUGAAAGUUAGGCGUAUAGUUGGUGAUGAUCUAGUAAUUCACUUCACUGAGACUAAGAUUUUAGUGAGAUAAUGUGCAUCGUUCUGGAAGGAAGAAUGUAUAAAAAAGGAAACACAGAUCAAAAAUAGCAAAUGUCUGAAGACUCUGUUUACAUUGCACCACAGACUUGUCCAGUGCUGCAUGGAAAGCCUGCAUUCUGAGGAUUAGUAUGGAAAAGGAAGUCUCUGACAGUUUAAAGUUUCUUCUUCAUGUUUAGUUCAGUGGAGAGAUGAGCUAGUUGUCUGUCAGCUGAUGUGGAGCAACUUUGGUACACUUCUAAUAUCAUUUCAGGAUCAUGGGCUUAAAAAUUACUUGAAUGGUUGAAACCACAAUGAGCAGUUAAUGUCAGUGAAUUGAUGUGAGUGGGCCAUUCAUUGAUUCUGAACAUGUAUUAGCAGCUUAAAGAGGAUUUAAAUGUCACUGUGUUUUUUCACAGCAGUUACAAAUGUGCUCAGCUUGCUUAUCAGACCUGUAAAGCUGUUUAUUCAGAUUUUUUCAGAAUGUAGAAAUCUAAAAGACAACUGUCUUGUUCUUGCUCUCCAACUUAGCGAGAACUUUCAAAGAUCUCUCAGUGUGGACCAAGAUCUAAGCUGUUUGCUCAUUGUACUUGAGAAGACUUUAUUUCCUGAUAAGUGUUUAGGAUGCUGUCUGGUCUCCUUCUUGGCAGUAUAGGCAAAUUAUUCGGUAGAAUUUAGGUAACACCUGAUUUACUUGUGUGUGUAUGAUAUUAUAAAAUUUAACCAAGGGGAGCAUCCACUGUGUUUUCCUUGCUCAACAUAGGAACACAUUUUCCAUAAAAAGUGUAUUUCAUGUUUCACAAAAUCUGUUACAUAGCACAGGAAUUGUUACUCUGUAAUUUUAUUUAUAUAUUUUGUCACUGGUAUUUGGAAUAGACUUUUAAAUAGUUUCUUUUAUUUUAAAGAGUUAUUGUUAUAGAAACAUGGAGGGUAUCACCCCCAGAAUUAAAAUUCAUCAUGACAGUAAUCGAGUCAAACCUGAAAAAACUCAAAAUGUAAAUUGGAAAGAAAAGAUGGAACAGAUUUGUUAUGUUAGUUCACACAGGAUUUGGCUCUUAACCAUGAGUUUAUUAAGAACAUAGGAGGAAAUAAAGUAAUGACUGUUCAAAUCUACAGAUGCCACAAAACCUAAAUACUAAGGAGCCACUUAAUCAGAGCAAGAUUAAUUGCUUGGUUAGGAGCUGUAAGCAGUUUGCAUUUCACUCUGGCCUAAAGUAGACCUGUGUUUUUAGGAGGAUAGAGGUUUGAGAACAUACUUAGCAAGUAGAACAAUUUGUGGUGGGAAAUGCUGACUUUGAAUGGUGUCUGGAGAUGAUGUGCAUUCUCAACUGAGUAUGAAAUUUCAGCAUGCCUUGUGGCCAAAAGGACCAGUGAGAUCCUGAGGUUAGAAUUGGGAUUACUGCCAGGGAAGAAAUACUGCUGUCUGUAUUUGGCUUUGGUGUAACCUUUUGAAAGAAUAUUAUGCUCAAUUUCAAUAGUCACAAUUUUCAGUAAUGCUAGGAAGCUGGACAGAAAAGUCAUGAGAGCAAUGAAAGUAUUAAAAAGAAGCACUGGCAUGAGAGACUCAAAAACCAGAAUCUCCUUAGCUUAGUGAAAGAAGAAUCAGUCUAGAUGAACCAUCUUUGGAGAAAAAAAUGAUACUAAAGAGCUGUUCCACCUAGCAGAGGAAGAGUGAUCCAGCAAGUCUAAGCAGAAGGACAUGUUACAAAAAGAGAUUAAAGUACGUAACAGAACAGUAAAGGCAUCCCUACUCUGGACAUAUUAGAUGAUUUCCUGAAAAAAUGUGAUUUGAUAGAAAGAGGACUAAUUCAAACAAGUCAGACCCAUGAUACAAAAGAGGUCAAACCAAACAAUCACAAGUCGUGUUUGGCUGCCCCAGGAGUAACUUGCCUUUAACAAAAGCAUGAACAGCAUUUCGCAGAGAUUUCAGAGAUAGAGAUUAUGAACUAAUUUCAGUUCUGCUGUGGUGUAAUCAGUACACAGAGCAAAAUAGACUACUAGAUAUGUUUAGCCUUAUUCUUUCUGUCUCUAGAGAAUUGCAAAUGGACUACUAAUGCAUACCCUGACUUGACUCAUGGCUAUUAGGAUAUGGCUCAUUAGUUUUAAAUUUCAUUAUACAAUACGCCUUGUGAUGGUUUGGGCUAUAUAUACUUUCAUUAUGAAAAUGAGAUGAGCAGCACAGGAGGAAAGUGUCUGUGUAAAUGUCAGCUUUAUUGAAUGUAGCUAAUUAUUAUUUAUUUUCUCAAGCUUUUAAAAGUUGGAGAUCUUUUGAAAUUUAUUAGAUGCUUUUGGGCCCCUUUUUUCUCGGCUUUUACAAGCAACCUGCAAUCCAGUGGCCAUUUAAAAUUCAUUUUCAGCUCAUAAUAAGACUUAUAUGACAAAUGGAGAAAUCCAAUGGUUCCUUUUUAUAGUUAAACUUGAACACUUAUAUAUCAAUUAAAGCUUAGCGAAGGUAAAAUGUACUCAUAGGUUCUGCUCUAGCAACAUAUUUUGAUUUAAAUGUAUUUUUUCAUUACAUUUUAAACUAGUUCACUAAAUUAUAUCUAAAUAGAGUAGGCAUUUAGUGGACUUGUUUUCUAAGUAUCUGUGGCAAUCUGAUUCUGUUUAAAAUGCUAAUAUAUGCAUCCCAUCUCCUAAUGAAACCAGUUCUCCCUGCAUAGUUAAUUAACAUUUUAUACAGAUGAGUCAUAUUCACAGUAUUUUUCUACCAGAAAGGUUAAUAAAAGAAUUCGAUGCAGUUUUGAAACACCACAAGAGUAGCUUAUAUCUGUAAAACCAGUUUUUUGCAAGGAAAAAUUAUAGUAAAAUUUACUUGGAAUCGUUGUUCCAUACAGCUUUUAUCCACAAGGUGGCAUUCCUAACAGAAGUUUGAUAGACAUGGUCGCUUCUUGCAGUUUUUGAAGAGCUCUAAGUGAGAGGCAGUCACGAGCAUUUGUAAUAUUAUAUGAGCUUUUUAUGUUUUCCUUUUUAUAAAGUGUAAUUAAGAGUAAUUUAAGAAACCUUAAUGAUAAUUAGGUUAAUACUCAUUGAUGUAGGGAGCAUCCAGAAAUACGUGAUGGUUCCAGGUUACAAAACAGCACAUUCAUUCAUGGCACUAUAUGCUACUAGACAUUUUUCAACUGUAACGCUGGAAUCAAUUUUGCUAUAGUGAAAGAGUCUAAAAUAGGAAUUUAAAAAUUAUUUAAAUCAAGAGCAUGAAUAAUACCAUGGUCUUGUAUGCAAGCCCCAGUGUUUGGUGUUUUGAACAUGAUGCAGCACAUGGAGCUUGUAGUGAGUUCUGGGUUUAGGAAGGGCAGAGAACAGUGUUCAUGGGGAAAAGCUGUAUAAAUUAUGUCUUGCUCUGCAGGGGAGCAUUUUUCAUAGUUUAAUGUUACAAUGACCAAGCAACUUAUUUUCAUAUGCUUGUCAUCCAGGCUGAUAACGGAGCCAGUGGGCAGCUCUGCUUUUCUUCAGGCUUUAUAUCUUUUUUCAGUUUCUUGUAGUCUUUGUAUGGUAAAUUCAAAUACCUUGUUACUCUUUUGCUUUAAAUACAAGCAUGAAGGGAAUAUAAUAUGACCUGCUAAACCAAUGUAAAUGCACUAGAUUUUAUAUAGCAGGGAUGUGCAUGUUAUACUUUUCUCCCUCAUGGUUAAGGUCCUGAUCUUACUUUGCUUUUUUUGCUGAUUCUGUUAGAUCAGACCUUAGCUAAAUAAUCAUUUAUAUUUCCAUUCUAGCUGGUGCCCUACUUGCAUUUUGGUUUAUGAAAAAAAGGCCUAACCUAAGGUUUGUGCUGAAACUGUAAUCCAAUGUAUAUUGUGGAAUUUUUUCCAAGUCUAUUUUGAGGCAACAGAAAGGAAUAUGAGUUGUUUGGGUUUUGAUUUUUUUUUUGUGGUAGCAAAAUUUCUCUGGAGUCUUUUCUAAUGCCUGUGUACAUUUCCUGUUAAUCCCUCUGCUCCAUGUGCUGACCCCCACUGAUGCCUCAGACCUCUGGGUUUGGUUUCUUUCACUUAACGCAGCUGAAAGGACAGAGCAGCGGCUGCACCAUGGCUGACACUAAGGACAGUCUUUGCUGAGUUAGUGAGCACUUUUGUGACAUUAAGCAGAUGUUCUUUUCCCUAACAUUCUGUUGUACCUCCAUUAUCUCUCAAAGAUGGCUCUGCAAAACAGAGUAUGAAUUCCUGUUCACUGAAAGCAAUUGUCAGUCAGAAAACCCCACUUUCAGAAUGAUCAAGCUGGUAGAACCUACAUGCAGGUUGAAUCUGGCAACAAGGACUCUAAGAGGCAAACCUUCUGAGCUGUUAGUAUCUCAUGCUGACUGCCAGUAAAAUUUGAGGGCUUGUUCAUCUCUCACAUGCUGCAAAUUUUAAAGAAAUGUGGUGAAAAUUAAUAUUUCCAGGAUGUGGAAAUGGCCUGACAAAGAAAGUUAUAUAUAAUAAUUAUGAAGUGUUAAUGAAGAAGUAAAUGAUUUGUUGUUGUUGCCUUUCAAGUUAAGCUACACCCUGAAUUUUCUUUAUAGUAGUUAGGCAUAGCACUAGCUGAGUAAAUGAGGACAACAUUCCUCUGAGAUGAGCAAUAAAUCUGUCCCACAGAAGAGGUUUAAAUAUAGGGAAAACAAAUGUACAAAAAAACCCCAAAAACAAAACCAAAACAAAACAAAAAAAAA
This is a messenger RNA of Motacilla alba alba, 11690 nucleotides long. RefSeq names its product threonine synthase like 1 (gene THNSL1). Gene Ontology annotation, cellular component: cytoplasm. Gene Ontology annotation, molecular function: pyridoxal phosphate binding. Lineage: Eukaryota; Metazoa; Chordata; Aves; Passeriformes; Motacillidae. The transcript is spliced from 3 exons. Bases 452 to 2677 code for a protein of 741 amino acids. The record is from RefSeq and is a predicted model, not a curated record. Gene Ontology annotation, biological process: amino acid metabolic process.